Messenger RNA from Nanorana parkeri, 2481 nucleotides. RefSeq names its product forkhead box K1 (gene FOXK1). NCBI's taxonomy places the organism in Eukaryota, Metazoa, Chordata, Amphibia, Anura, Dicroglossidae. The transcript is spliced from 10 exons. The record is from RefSeq and is a predicted model, not a curated record. Bases 150 to 2042 code for a protein of 630 amino acids. Gene Ontology annotation, molecular function: protein binding; DNA-binding transcription factor activity, RNA polymerase II-specific; RNA polymerase II cis-regulatory region sequence-specific DNA binding. Gene Ontology annotation, biological process: regulation of transcription by RNA polymerase II.
AUUGUGUCAUCUACCUGAGCUUUGUCUUAGCUCACACCCCCCUCCUCUUGUGGCCAGUCCAUCUCCCUCCGCUCCGCCCGAGUACCCGCCUGCUGUUACUCAGUUUCAACAACCAAAACAAUCCUAGCUAGCAAGGCGCCGUGGCCGCCAUGGAGGCUACAGAGGAUUCGGGGGUGAUCGCCCUGCUGUCCCUCCGCUCAGCGCCGUGCAGCCCCGUGCAGAACAGGCGUUCUAUGCCAAACUUAUCGGCCGCUGCCAUUGAAGGGCCCAUCCUGGCCCGUCUGGAGGGCCGAGACUUUGAGUUCCUCAUGAGGACCCCGUCAGUGAUUAUCGGACGUGACUCCAGCCAGGGCUCAGUGGACGUCAACAUGGGUCGCUCCAGCUUCAUUUCCCGCAGGCACCUUCAGCUGAACUUCGUGGAGCCGAACUUCUACCUGCGCUGCUUCGGCAAGAAUGGAGUGUUUGUGGACGGGGCCUUCCAGCGGCGGGGGGCUCCCCCCUUACAGCUUUCCAGGCAGUGCACAUUUCGGUUCCCAAGCACUGUUAUAAAGAUACGAUUUACCAUUCUUUACCAGGAAAAGCAGGAGAAUAUCACUUUGCCACCUUCUCCUAUAUAUCGGCAGAUUUCACCCUUAAAAAUACAUAUCCCCGAACCUGAUGUGCCAAGCUUUAUCAGUCCUUUACCUUCACCUACAGGAACUAUCAGUGUUCCUAACUCUUGUCCUGCCAGCCCACGAGGAGCUGGAUCUUCAGGAUUGCACUUCAUUCAUAGUAUUGCUUCAGAACUUAAGCUGGCAGCAGAGUGUGCAGCCAAGGCUGCUUCAGAACAGCACACAGAGACAUCUGGAGGAGAAUGUCCCAAGGAUUCCUCCAAACCCCCAUAUUCCUAUGCACAGCUCAUCGUUCAGGCAAUCUCCCGUGCACAAGAUCGACAGCUCACACUGAGCGGCAUUUAUGCUCAUAUUACCAAACAUUACCCAUACUACAGAUCUGCUGAUAAAGGUUGGCAGAAUUCAAUACGACACAACCUAUCUCUAAAUCGAUACUUUAUUAAAGUACCACGUUCUCAAGAGGAACCUGGAAAAGGUUCAUUCUGGAGAAUUGAUCCAACAUCUGAAGCCAAACUUAUUGAACAGGCAUUUAGAAAACGCAGGCAGAGGGGUGUUUCUUCCUUUCCUACUCCAUUUGGUCCACUUUCUUCAAGAAGUGCUCCUGCUUCGCCAACAUAUCCUGAUCUGUUAACACCAAAUUCCAGCGGCUUGCAGACACCUGAGUGCAUGUCCCGAGAGGGAUCUCCUAUUCCUCAUGAGUUUGGUUUAAAGAUGGCAUCUAUGUCGGACUGUCGAUAUUCUCAGAGUGCCCCAGGUUCCCCAGUGAGUGCUCAGUCAAUUAUUAUGGCUAAACCUGCACAAACCACAAGUUUUAUGACAAAGCCGUUGGCAUACAUGUCUGCUUCAAUUAUGACCUCGCAGCCCACAAGUCACGCUAUACAUGUUGUGCAGCAGGUUCCCACAGUCACUAUGGUCCAGGUAUUGACAACACCCAACAAUUCUGCAAAUGGAUACUAUACUGCAAACCAAAGACCUACCAGCGAGGUACAUGGAACCUUAGUGGAUGGUGUUUCUGCCAGAGGUUCAAAGGAAGAAGUAAACACUAUAACCUUUCCAACAGUUCUUCCCACUGCCAGCAGAGUUAUUCAGACAGUGGCAAGCCCACUUUCUCAAGGUAUUCCUGGGCAAAAACUUACACUCUUACAACCUGCUGCCCCUUUCAGCUUCAUGCAAAAUCCACAAUCAUUGGCCACGAGUGGAAAAGAAAUGACUACUGCCAGUCUGGCGGGAAGUGUUUAUGCUGUUUCGAACCCACUGCAGCUUCUCGCAACUCAAGCAAGCACCUCACUUCCUUUUGCUGUGUCCAGUGUUUUUGAUCAAGAUAAGCAAAAUGAACCCUGCCCAAAAAAAGCUCGCCUAGAAGAGAGUUGUGCAGUGCAAGCUGAAGUGAUCACAUCUACAUCCGCACAAGCUGAUGGGACUGGAGAAUGAGAGCAGAUGAAAUGUGUUGUGAACCACAGAAGCUGACUACUAAAUAAUGAAGUACAAUUUUCCUGAUGGAUGUGUAGAAAUUGCAUCACCAACUACAACAUGAAGAUGAUCUAUAGCAAAACGGCUACAUUUUCAAAUAUGCUAUAAAAAUGGUGCAGCUGUUGCAAGACACAUCCAUGGAUCAUGCAAGAAUGUUUUGCACAUAACAUUAUGCAGUAUCCAAAGUUCAAAAGGAGACUGCUUGUAUGAUCACUCCUUUUAACAGGAGUGUCUUGUGUUGCAAAAGCAGUCUUAGGAGUGCACUCUUUGGAAACCAGUUCUGACAGUGCGGUGUACAAGCUAGUAGGCAGUUCUGUUCUGUGCACAAUUGCCAUUUGCUAAUAUAUCUUGUUUUGUACAUCAUGAAAGAGACAUAAACAUAAUAAAUUCUGCUAGGCCU